Aquila chrysaetos chrysaetos is the source of this 1797-nucleotide messenger RNA. Its product is annotated as translation initiation factor IF-2-like. Bases 1 to 486 code for a protein of 161 amino acids. The record is from RefSeq and is a predicted model, not a curated record. The transcript is spliced from 2 exons. NCBI's taxonomy places the organism in Eukaryota, Metazoa, Chordata, Aves, Accipitriformes, Accipitridae.
AUGAGCCCCUCUCUCCCCCCGCCUCCUGCGAUCUCUAUGGUUCAGCCGGACACACAGGCGGCGGCGGCGGCGAGGGACGGACGGACGGACGGAGCCGCGGCGGGAGCGGGGCCGCGGCGCCCGCCCGGCGCCAAUUCCGCUCUGCGGCCUCGGCAAGGCGAGCUCUUCCCCCUCCCCGACCCCUCCGGGCUGCGCCCCGACGCCCUCGCCCGUCGCUCUCCGCCUCUGCGGGGAGCGGGCGGACCGGCCUGCCGGGGCCCGGCGGGGGCGGCGGGAGGUCAGGGCGGGCGGGCGGGCGGCCGGCGGCGGCCGGCCUCCCCGCCCCGCACCCCCCUUCCUCGGCGGGCGGCCCGCCGCCGGGGCCGGGGCCGGGGCCAGGCGUGUGUCUGGCGGGGCCGCGUGGCGGCCGAGCCGCAGGGAGGGGCGGCGCGGGCAGGUCCUGUGCCGCCGCCGUUCCUGCGGAGGGCGGGCGAGGAGGGCGGCUGAAGCGGCUGGGGGGUGGUGGGGGGGGUGUGUGUGUGGGGGGGGGGUCGUCUGUCUGCUGUGUCUCCCCCCCCGCCGCCGUUUCUCUCCUUUCUUCCCUCCCUCCCGCCUUCCCCUCCCCGCCCCAUCUGUUACAGGCUUGCGGAGCUGUGGCUUUUUGAAAUUAAACGUGAUCUUUACUGUACCAGCUGGGGUCUGUAAUGUAUCUGAUAAAUGAAGCUCUUCCCGUCGGUUUCAGGUCAUGCAAGGAAAAGGGCAAAGCUGGGGAGGGAGCUGGGCGGGGUUUCCCUCCGCUCUUCACGGUCAGGCGAGAGGAGUCUGGUUGAUGUCUGCAGCAGAUAAAGGAGACGAGAGGAUCAUCAAAAGACCCCAGAGCCCUUUUAUCUUUCUGCCGUUUUUUCCCCCUCUAAUUUCAUUUAUCGUUGCCGUGUUGUCUGUCUGCUCGUUUCCCCCCUUCAGAAGGGGUCGGGAGCACCAGGGCCCUGGCUGAGGUAGUAGUUUGUGCUGUUGGUCGGGUUGUGACAUUGCCCGCUGUGGAGAUAACUGCGCAAGCUACUGCCUUGCUAGUGCUGGUGAUGAUCAGCUGCAGAUGAAGACAAUGACAAUGGGAAUCCCCUUUGUUUUCCCGGGAUUGCAUGCUGCUGAGGUGGCAACAAUUCCUUCUCCUACUUCUGCAGAAGGAGUCUAGCCUUGGCCACAGGGAUGAGUAGUGGGGUUCGACCCCGUCAGGAGGAUGCUGUUCCUUUCGCAGAGCUGGAUGAAAAACCAUUAGUUUCGCGCUGUUUGGAGGGCGCCUGAAUUUGGGCUGAAGAGCAAAUGUCUGCAUUUCUUCUCGUGCUUAGACCUUAUUAUUCACACAGCACCCUUGAAAGAGGUGGAUUUUCCAUUUUGUGGGGACAGAGAUCAAUGAUGGACUUGUAUUUUCUGUGCUCUGAAUAUGCAAAACUUGUACGUGUGAUAUUAAGUGCUCUUGUUUGAAUGGUAAAAAAGCCUGAAUGUUUAUCUAACAAAAGCUAAAAGAUGUAAUUACCACUUUCCUUACAUUGAUAAGAUAGUCUUUUUACAGUAUAGUUGACUAAUUGUACUGCUUGGUGCUGUCAAUUUUUUAGGUGAACUUCUGAGAUUUUCCCUGUAUAUUUUGACUUACUUAUUGUGAAAAGCAAACCCGUGCAUCUGCUACUGUGACUUAACUAAAAUUGCUGGUAUAUUUAUAGUGAUGGCUAAGGGUAUCUUUCUGAUACGAAUUUUAGUGUGUUGAUCACUUAUUACAAUGGCUUAAACUUGGAAUAUAUUAAAGCAUUUACAAUAAAUGUG